Aspergillus melleus is the source of this 1311-nucleotide messenger RNA. RefSeq names its product retrograde cargo receptor ERV46 (gene ERV46). The record is from RefSeq and is a predicted model, not a curated record. Lineage: Eukaryota; Fungi; Ascomycota; Eurotiomycetes; Eurotiales; Aspergillaceae. Gene Ontology annotation, biological process: endoplasmic reticulum to Golgi vesicle-mediated transport; retrograde vesicle-mediated transport, Golgi to endoplasmic reticulum. Gene Ontology annotation, cellular component: endoplasmic reticulum; COPII-coated ER to Golgi transport vesicle; endoplasmic reticulum membrane. The coding region runs from base 1 to 1311 and encodes 436 amino acids. The transcript is spliced from 3 exons.
AUGCCGGCGAAAUCGCGAUUUACAAGGCUAGAUGCUUUUGCAAAGACCGUCGAGGAUGCUCGCAUCCGUACGACCUCCGGCGGCAUCAUCACCCUAGUGUCGCUCCUCGUUGUCCUCUGGCUGGUCUGGGGAGAAUGGGUAGAGUACACCCGGGUGGUGGUCCUACCAGAGCUGGUGGUUGAUAAGUCAAGAGGAGAAAAGAUGGAAAUCCACUUGAACAUGACCUUCCCUCGACUUCCGUGCGAACUCCUCACCCUCGAUGUGAUGGAUGUCUCUGGUGAACAGCAAGUCGGCGUUGUGCACGGUGUGAACAAAGUGCGCCUGAGCUCGCAAGCUGACGGCGGCAAGGUCCUGGACAUUCAGGCUCUAGAACUCCACUCGGAGCAAGAAAAAGCCAAACACCUCGACCCGAACUACUGCGGCGACUGCGGCGGCGUGCCCCAAGACGCCAACGACAAACACUGCUGCAACACCUGCGAGGAAGUGCGCGAAGCCUACGCACAACACCAAUGGGCAUUCGGCAAGGGCGAGAACAUCGAACAGUGCGAGCGCGAGGGGUACGCGCAACGAAUCGAGGCACAGCGCCGCGAAGGCUGCCGACUAGAGGGCGUGGUCCGCGUGAACAAGGUUGUCGGGAACUUCCACAUCGCGCCCGGCCGCAGCUUCACGAGCGGAAACAUCCACGUGCACGACCUCGAGAACUACUUCGAAGCCGACCUACCCGACGCGGAGAAGCACACGAUGACGCAUCUCAUCCACCAGCUGCGGUUCGGGCCCCAGCUGCCCGACGAGCUCUCGGACCGCUGGCAAUGGACCGACCACCACCACACAAACCCGCUGGACGAGACGCGCCAGGACACCGACCAGCCCGCGUACAACUACAUGUACUUCGUCAAGGUGGUCUCGACGUCGUAUCUCCCGCUAGGCUGGGAUCCACUGGCCUCCAUGGACGCGCACAACACCAACGAGCAAGCCCCCCUUGGCACGCACGGCUUCGGAUACGGCAGCCAGGGCAGCAUCGAAACCCACCAGUACUCUGUGACGUCGCACAAGCGGUCCCUGAUGGGCGGCAACGCGGCCGACGAGGGCCACAAGGAACGUCUGCACGCGUCCAACGGCAUCCCCGGCGUCUUCUUCAACUACGAUAUCUCCCCCAUGAAAGUCAUCAACCGCGAGGCUCGGCCUAAGACCUUCACUGGCUUCUUGACCGGCGUUUGCGCCAUCAUCGGUGGUACCCUUACCGUUGCGGCCGCCGUGGACCGUGGUCUGUACGAAGGUGCUCUCCGUGUGAAGAAGCUUCACUCCCAUUAA